AUGGCUGAUCAGGCAGUCAUCAUCAAAUGCCGUGUCUGGGGUGGCGAAACAGGUGUUACCUCAAAGCUUGCUCCAAAGCUCGGUCCUCUCGGUGUUCCAGCUCCAAAGGUUGCCCAGGAAGUUGCUAAGGCUACAGAGAAGUACAAAGGCUUCCGUGCUACAGUCAAGAUCACCGUCCAAAACCGUGAGUUCAAGGUCGAAGUCGAGAACUCCACAUCUACACUCCUCAUUGCUGCCCUCAAUGAGCCACAUCGUGAUCGUAAGAAAGUAAAGGCUGUCAAGCACUCUGGCUCCCUCUCCCUUGAUACAAUCAUCGAUAUCGCUCGUACAAUGAGACCAAAGUCCUGCGCUCGCACACUCGCCGGCACAGUUAAGGAAGUCCUCGGCACAGCUCAGGCUAUGGGCGCUCAUGUUGAUGGCAUGGAUCCAAAGGAAGUCCAGAAGAAGAUCGCCUCUGGUGAAAUCCCAAUCCCAAAGGAGUAA
This is a messenger RNA of Trichomonas vaginalis G3, 483 nucleotides long. Its product is annotated as ribosomal large subunit assembly. The record is from RefSeq and is a predicted model, not a curated record. Gene Ontology annotation, molecular function: large ribosomal subunit rRNA binding; structural constituent of ribosome. Gene Ontology annotation, cellular component: ribosome; cytosolic large ribosomal subunit. Gene Ontology annotation, biological process: translation. NCBI's taxonomy places the organism in Eukaryota, Parabasalia, Trichomonadida, Trichomonadidae. The transcript has a single exon. The coding region runs from base 1 to 483 and encodes 160 amino acids.